AUUUACAGCUAAGUACUUGACGGUGAUUGGAUUGGUGAUGAUGUGGUUAUAAAUGCAUCAAGCUGAUUUUUAAUACUUUAUUAAGAAAACUUAUUUAUUUAAUUGAUUAAUCAGAAAAUAAAAGUGCUAAACGAAUUCCCUAGAAAUGUAUAAUAAUCCGAAUGCUGGCAUAAGGAAUCGUAAGUGGGAAAAUUCAACUGGACCUGGACGCAAGAUUAAACAUGUGCGAGAUGUUAAUGCAAUGGGCCCUACAGCUCCCAUGGCCACUCCAUCACCAUAUAUGCAGCCAGCUGGAGGACCUACUGUCUUAGAUCCCAUGAUGGGGGGAGGCGGUGCCGGUGUUAACAGUCCAGUACCUGGCAACUUUGGCAUGCCACCUCAACCGCAACCAAUGGCUGGUGGCUUCAACAAUGGCGGUAUGCCAAUGCCUAAUCAAAGUUAUGGUUAUACAGCACCCCCUCCCCAACCUCCACAAUAUGCAUCAGCACCCGGCAUGCCGCCACCACAAACUGGCGGUGGUGUCCCCUUUAUGGGGGCUGGACAACCACAGCAACCAAACCCGGGAGCAAUGCCUCCCGGCCAAUUUCCACAAUUUGCCAUGUUCCAACAGCCCAUUGUGCAGGAUAUGGCAAUGCAGUAUGGUCAACGGUUAGCGGAUCAAGGCAAGCAAUUGGUGGAAAAUCAAUUUACGAAAUGGGUACCAGUUUCCAAAUUAAAAUACUACUUUUCGGUUGACAACAACUAUGUGAUUCAUAAGCUGCGAUUGUUGUUCUUUCCAUUUACACAUAAGGAUUGGUCUCUUAAAUAUGACCAAGAACAACCAGUGCAGCCACGCUAUGAUAUCAAUGCCCCCGAUUUGUACAUACCCACUAUGGCAUUCAUAACGUUUGUCGUUGUAGCUGGUCUCAUGUUGGGUUUACAGAAUCGUUUCUCACCCGAAGCUCUCAGCAUACAAGCAUCCAGCGCCCUGGCCUAUUGUAUCUUUGAAUUGGUGGUAUACACAAUAACCCUGUAUGUGGUUAACAUAAAGACGAAUUUGAAAACACUGGAUUUAAUGGCAUUUGCGGGCUAUAAAUUUGUAACGAUUGUAGCUUGCCUAUUGGUUAGCACAAUGUUUCAUGGUUUUGGCUACUACAUAGCACUGACAUAUUGCAGCUUAUCAUUGGGCUUCUUCUUGUUGCGUACUCUGAAAACAAAAGUAUUACAUGAAUCUGCACCAACAGCUGCAAGUGGAGCCAUUAAUUAUGACCCCUAUGGCAAUCCCCAACAAUUGGAUUACACUGGAGGACGUAAAAGGAAAUUGUACUUCCUUUUCCUGGUUGUUGGGGGACAGGCAUUUUUGUCCUUCAUAUUAUCGAAACAUUUAUAUUUCCCCGAUGCGGCCACCUUAGAAGCUAGGAAUUUACAAUUCUAAGUUAAUACUCCUCCUCUUUUGGUGUUUAGUUAAAUUUCAUUUGAAGAUCAUCAAAAGAUUAUGAUUAAUUGCCUGGUAUGUUUCACGUGAUUCCUUACAACUGUUUUUUUUCUCAUACAAAACUUGAAAAAUAAAACUCCCCAUUUGCACUUAGAGGGUUAAGGCACAAAACUUAUUGCUCUUUAAGCUGGAAUUGGGUUUGUUCACAUUGAUUUCCCCCUUCUGUCUUCUAUUCAUGUAGUUUUACAAAACAAUUACGAAUAUCUCUGUCAAUUUUACAGAUCCACUUGUUUGGUGUUGUUGUACAUGAUACAUACAUGCAACAAAUGCCUAUAAGUUUGUAAACUUACCUCUUUAGUUUUGCAAAAUAUGUAUGUGUAUGUAUAUUUUCUUAAACAUUUAUUUGUUAGUUGAAAACUUAAAAAGAAAUAAUUUUUAUAAAAUAUGAAUAAAAAAAACGAAAUAAUUCCAAAACCGAAA
This is a messenger RNA of Stomoxys calcitrans (stable fly), 1894 nucleotides long. RefSeq names its product protein YIF1B (gene Yif1). The coding region runs from base 146 to 1414 and encodes 422 amino acids. Gene Ontology annotation, cellular component: Golgi membrane; endoplasmic reticulum-Golgi intermediate compartment; COPII-coated ER to Golgi transport vesicle. Gene Ontology annotation, biological process: endoplasmic reticulum to Golgi vesicle-mediated transport. The record is from RefSeq and is a predicted model, not a curated record. Lineage: Eukaryota; Metazoa; Arthropoda; Insecta; Diptera; Muscidae. The transcript is spliced from 4 exons.